AGCGGCGGGCGAGACCGCGCGAGCAGGCGUGGCGCUGACGUGGCGGCGGCACCGGCACCAUGCGGGGCGGCGGCGGCGGCUCGGACACCAGGACUGGACAUCACAGACAGCAGAAGCUCAAGAAGCCCUUGGCAAAUAAAAAGUCUAAGCAACUUGAGGAGGUGGAAACUUCUGUUCUAGAAGUGAACAGUAACUGUGAUGACACAGUCACCAACAUUUCCUCUGCCUCAUCGAAGGGCCCAGUGAAUGGGAGUGUGGAGCCCAGGAGCAAGCGGACUAUUCGCAGGCCUGCUUACUGGUUAGAAAUGAGAGGAAUGAAAAACAGUGUCAACAAAUCUUCAGAAAAAAAAGGAGAAGUACUCUUGAAAGGCAAGAGGAAAUCUGAGCAAAGGGAAGGCAGAGAUGUUAAAGACUCUCCCAAGAAGAAGCAGAAGAUUUCGGGGAAAAAACAGCCAACUGGAACAAAACAAAACACCAGAACGAAAGGCCACUGUGUUCAAAAAGAGCCAGAAACCUAUGACACAGGUAGUAUGGAAGAGCAAUGGUCUUUAGAGAUUCAGGACAAAGGCCGAGUUACCUGUCCAACAUGCCGGGCUGUGGUGAGAAAGACUGUAGAAGGACUGAAGAAACAUAUGGUAAAUUGCAGGAAGGAAAUGUUCACAUGUCAUCACUGCGGGAAGCAGCUGAAGUCUUUAGCAGGGAUGAAAUACCAUGUCAUGGCAGACCAUAACAAUCAGCCAGUUGUGAAGGAGGGUGAAGAAUUGGACGAGCAGCUUGAGCGAGACCGCCUUCGGAAGGUUUUAAAGCGAAUGGGAAAACUAAAGUGUACAAGGGAGGGGUGCACAGGCAGCUUCACCAGCAUAAUGGGAUACCUAUAUCAUGUUAAAAAAUGUGGGAAGGCUGCUUCCGAGCUGGAGAAAAUGGCUAUGAAGUGCCAUCACUGUGGAAAAGCAUACAGAUCAAAGGCAGGACUUGUCUACCACCUCCGAUCUAAGCACGGGCCGGUCACUUUCCUCCAUGAGGAGAGAAAAACAGAGAACGUGAAAGAAAUGAAACGGGAGCAAAACAACACAGGCAGAGUUCAGAGGAGAUCUGCAAAGGUGGCAAUCUACUAUCUCCAUGAGCUGGCAGGAGAAGAACUGGCCAAAGAGUGGCCUAAAAGAAAAGUUCUGCAGGACUUGAUUCCAGAUGACCGGAAGCUGAAAUACACUCGUCCCGGACUGCCCACAUUUAGUCAAGAUGUGCUGUGCAAAUGGAAAACGGAGAUAAAAAUGUACCGAAGAGUCCACUGCCCAAAUCAGGGUUGUGAAUCUGUGUAUGGCAGUGUCUCAGGACUCAAGUCUCACCUUGGCACAUGUACCUUGGGAGACUUUGUGGCUGGUAAAUACAAGUGUCUCCUGUGUGAGAAGGAGUUCAUUUCAGAGAGUGGGGUCAAGUAUCACAUCAACUCUGUGCACGCUGAGGACUGGUUUGAUGUGAAUACAACGACUACCAAAAGUUUUGAGAAGCUAAUGAAAAUUCGCCGAAGGGAAGAGCAGAGGAAGCAACGGAAGAAACGUCCUUUGACCAGGGGCAAAAAGAAGAGAGCUGGCACCCUGGCUGCCAAGAAGCUCCCCGCUGUUGGAGUUGAAAAAAUGAGGAGAAGUAAGAGAGGUUGUCCACAACGAGUGGACAACGAGAGUGCAAGCAGUGAGGAAGGGACACCCCAAGUCGCACAGAGAGCUGAAGUUCCAAAAACCAGCCGCAAGCGAGGCCGAAGCAAAUCCCUAGAAGUUGAGAAGGAAUAAUUCUAAGGCUUUUCAGUUACAAGCCCCACUUCUGUCAGGCUCAUAACCCGCAGCACUAAUAUAAGCAACUGAAUGUCUUUGGGACUGUGACUCAAUUCUGCAGGUGACUUUGAUACUGAAACUUCUGUAUCUGGUCAGUUGUAAGGAAUACAAACCAAAGCUGUGGUGCAGAGGCUCCUUCUGCUGGUGUAGUUCCUUUGGACAGUGGCACUAACAGUGUACCAGUGUGAUUCCCUCCAGGUGCAGUCUCAGUUUGGUCAUACUAGUUGCUUGUUUAGUGGUUUCCAGUACAGCAGGUGUCUGUUUUGUCUUCUUCCUCUGAUGUGUGAGAUCAAGGUUCUUUUUUACAAUUCUUCUCAUAAGGGACUGACUAGCAGAAUGUUUAGGUCUCUUCAAGGUGGAAAUCUUUUCUUGCACAGAAUGCACACAAACUAAAUAUGAAAACAGUGCUGUGCGGAAUGCAAAGACUCCAGCUUGCCCUGUCAUUCUCUCAUUUGUUGUCAGCUAGGCUGCCACAAAAGAGACCUUCUCAGUGUUUGCUGUAUCCUGUUGCACAAGGCUCUGUUUCAUACACCGGUGUUUAGGCUCAGCACCCGACAGCAGUGUGUCUACUUGGAUGGGAUGGAAGGUCAUUAUUACCCUUGUCAGGAACCCACUGUUCCCUGGCAUCUGUUUCCUGUAAUGCUGGACAUUAAAGAUAUGUAGAAAGUCUUCCAGUGCUGCAAGGACUGAAUUCUUCCAAGCCCUUUGGAGAUUCAGUGGCCUUUCAGAGACGCCGGUAACUAAUGUACUGAGAUGGCCUUUGUGUGCUCUCUGAAGCCCACUUGUUUCAUGCUUACCUGGGAAACAUACUGCAAGACCGUGCAUACCUACAUGAGCAGCCUGCUAGUGCUGGGACCAGAUUCCAUGAAGCUGCCAUGCCAGCUUGUGGUUCUUUGUCGUGCCAGUGCUCCCACAGUGUCCUUUUUCCCUGCUUGGCAGAUACCACCUUCACUGUCUUACAUAACCCGUUUUUUUCAGUAUCACCUCUCUGUGCAAAAGAGGUGUAUUAGCAGUGGCUUCCCUGUUUAAAAAAGGUUAAAAGAAGAGGGGUCAUUAUUUUAAGUCAUGUGUUGGCAUUGUCUCUGGAUCAUGAGGAAUAUCUUCCUGUGCUCAAUCAUCGAAUGGUAAGGGGUCAAAAUGAACCUUAGAGGUCAUUUAGUCUCACCCCCUGCUGCCACAAGAAGGGACUCAUCCCACUAGACCAGGUUGCUCAAGGCCUUCUCCAACCCGGCUUUGAACACUACCAGGGCUGGGGCAUCCACAGCCUCCCUGGACAGCCUGUUCCAGUGUCUAAAUGCAGCAGAUGGCAUGGAAGCUAGCAGGAAGCAUCAGCACAGGCAGUCCUAUUUUUCAAAGAAUGGGUUCUCCAGAAUCUCUGUUAUUCAAAGACCCAGUGUACCAGAAAAUUGCAAAAUUUGCACUGUCUGAUAAAGUUGCUGGUGCUGAAAUUCACAGGGAAGCCUUUGCAGUGUCUGGGGAGCAGGCAGGUUUGUACAUGUGUGUUAGUAUCAGCAUGAUCACAUUGUUCUUGACCGUGGGGAAUACUGUGGGUCAAGGUGGUCUCAGAAACUGCCUUUGGCACCAGGUGCUACUGCAUUUGCAGUGCUGUGCUGAAAGCAGAUGUGUGGACUGUGCAGAGUGCGUAAAGUCUGCAGUGAGAUUGGCAAGAUCAAAAGACAACAAAAUAAAAUGUCACCAGUGCAAGAA
Molecule: messenger RNA, 3536 nt
Organism: Hirundo rustica (Barn swallow)
Lineage: Eukaryota; Metazoa; Chordata; Aves; Passeriformes; Hirundinidae
Gene: ZNF512
Product: zinc finger protein 512
Exons: 14
Coding region: 60-1787 (575 amino acids)
Molecular function (GO): zinc ion binding
Source: RefSeq, a predicted model, not a curated record